CGUAUGCUGGUGUCCAUGCCUAAUCGUUUUUCCUUUUCUUCCCAGUCUGAUCUGUUCCAGGACGACCUGUAUCCAGACACGGCCGGCCCUGAUCCCGCCCUGGAGGCAGAGGAGUGGUUCGCCGGCAAGAACGGAGGCCCGAUCCUGAUCUCACUCAAAGACGGCUACGUCUCCACCAAGAACCGGGACCUGAAGGUGGUCAAAACGAACAUCCUGGAGAGCAAGCCGGCCACAAAAGCAGAAAGUAUCCCCACCAUCCAGAAGCAUGCUUCUCCACAAUCCACUGUUAAAAUGGAAGACAAACUGGAAGAGGUACUCCGAGAGUUCAAGUCACUCAGGGACCGCGUCAUCCUCCAGGACCGCCGGAUCGCCCGACUUGAAGAGCAGGUCGCCAAGGUUGCCAUGUAAGACGCAGAGACCCUUGCCAGGAUCGCCGUCUCCUUCGGGAGUCCGCUGCGGCCAAAUUCUCAAGAUUCGGCUUCACCAGAGCUUGGCCCGUCGAGACCAAGCCCACAUUCCAAGACAAACUAUUAUUUUUUCGCUCAUCGGUCCUCCUGGUUCACACUCGGCCCCCCCUGUCGCUCUCACAGAGGAGAGAGAGUAAAAAAAAAAAAAA
Molecule: messenger RNA, 616 nt
Organism: Fundulus heteroclitus (mummichog)
Lineage: Eukaryota; Metazoa; Chordata; Actinopteri; Cyprinodontiformes; Fundulidae
Product: coronin-1C-like
Exons: 2
Coding region: 4-408 (134 amino acids)
Biological process (GO): actin filament organization; cell migration
Molecular function (GO): actin filament binding
Source: RefSeq, a predicted model, not a curated record